AUGCCGUCGACUGUACAAAAACCGGGCAAGAAGGGUCGUCGCACAGAUAUUGCAGGCUCCCGUGUGAGCUCUGGCGACGAAUCUGAUCAUCUCGACAGCGACGAGCCGCGCAAGAAGCGCAGAGUCGGGCAAAGAAACACCAACGAGGAAGAGGACAACAGAGACUCGAGCGAGGACUCCGAUGACAAUGAUUCCGACGCCAACGACAGCUCGGACGAGAAUGGAAACCACGGGGCCAAACUUGCCCUAGAAGAGGCCCCAAAAAUUUCCAUACCCACCAUGAUCAACCCUCCAUCUCGAGUCCGACGACGUGAAAACUCGUCGGCCGUCAAUGUUCCAACGGCCGCUGCGAUUUCCGCCACCGACAGCAGCAAGCCGUCCGGCACCGUGCUAACACCGACAGACCCCAACACGACGUUUGGCUCGCUCGGCGUCCGUCCUUGGCUGGUCCAGUCACUGGCCAACAUGGCCAUCCACCGGCCAACAUCGAUCCAGAAGGGCUGCAUCCCGGCGAUCCUCAGCGGCGAUGACUGUAUCGGUGGCAGUCGUACGGGUUCCGGAAAGACGGUGGCCUUUGCCGUGCCCGUCCUGCAGGCCUGGGCCACGGACCCCAGCGCCAUCUUUGCGCUAGUGCUGACGCCGACGCGCGAACUAGCUCUCCAGAUCUACGAACAGUUCCUUGCCAUCUCGGCGCCCCAGCCGCUCAAAGCAGUGCUGGUCACAGGUGGUGCCGACAUGCGGGCACAGGCCACGGCGCUGGCCCGGCGGCCGCAUAUUGUCAUUGCCACGCCCGGCCGUCUGGCCGACCACAUCCGAACAUCGGGUGAGGAUACGGUGUGUGGUCUUCGUCGAGUGCGUUUUGUCGUCCUGGAUGAGGCCGACCGUCUGCUGGCCGGUGGCGAGGAAGGUUCCGGCAGCAUGCUGCCCGACGUGGAGGAGUGUUUGGGCGCACUGCCGCCGCCCGGAAAGCGCCAGACGCUGCUCUUCACGGCCACGGUGACGCCUGAGGUGCGGGCGCUCAAGACGAUGCCGCGAGCUCCUGGACGUCCUCCCGUCUUCGUCUGUGAGGUCGAGACACAGGCUCCAGCCAUCCCGACCACACUGCGGCAGCUGUACCUAGACGUGCCCGUCACGCACCGCGAGCACUACCUGCACGUGUUUCUGAGCACGACGCACAACGAGGCCCUGCCGGCCGUCAUCAUCUUCUGCAACCGCACCGCCACCGCCGCCUACCUGCACCACCUGCUGCGGCUGCUCGGCCACCGCGUGACGGCUCUGCACGGGAAGCUGCCACAGCGACAGCGCACCGACAACCUGGGACGCUUCCGCGCGGCUGCCGCGCGCAUUCUGGUGGCCACGGACGUCGCCGCGCGUGGUCUGGACAUUCCCGACGUCGCGCUGGUCGUCAACUAUGACGUGCCACGCCAGCCGGACGACUACAUUCACCGCGUCGGUCGGACGGCGCGUGCGGGCAGGACGGGCGAGGCCGUCACGUUUGUAGGCCAGCGCGACGUGGACCUGGUGCUGGCCAUCGAGGCACGCGUCGGCCGGCCGAUGGAGCUGUGGCAGGAGGAGGGCGUCAAUCUGGAAACGCGGGUGCUGCGCGACGCGCUCAAGGUCGUCAGCGAGAAGAAGCGCGAGGCACUGCUCGAGAUCGAGGAGAACCGCGAGGUUGGCGGCAAGCGCAAGCGGGGAAUGCAGAAGCUGCGAGCAACAUAA
Molecule: messenger RNA, 1719 nt
Organism: Grosmannia clavigera kw1407
Lineage: Eukaryota; Fungi; Ascomycota; Sordariomycetes; Ophiostomatales; Ophiostomataceae
Product: ATP dependent RNA helicase
Exons: 1
Coding region: 1-1719 (572 amino acids)
Molecular function (GO): ATP binding; nucleic acid binding; RNA helicase activity
Source: RefSeq, a predicted model, not a curated record